AACAAUUUAUUGUUUAUAUAUUUUUUAUAUCAUGAUUUCUUUAUUUUGUGUUUAUAGAGGAGACAGAGUCACAAUCAUCACAUGGUAGUGUACAGAACAAAGAUUCAGGAUUUAAUGCAAUAUCUGAUAUUAAAAGUAGUCAGAUCACUGACAGAUUGAGUGGGUACAGUUCUGGAAUAGCCAAAGAUAUGUCAGAAUUUAGCCAUGGACGACCAAUUGGCAAAGGCCACCAACAUGCCCCACUGUCUCCCGUUAAAUCCGAGCCUGGAAGUCCACCCCCUCAUCUACAACUUUACAGUCCAAAAGAUUGGCGUAAAUUUUUCGACAUGAUACCGAAUGCACAGGAGAGACGACAGAUGGAACAGAUCCGACGAGAAAUGGAGCAAGGUAAACUUCGGCACUCAACUUUACCACCGAUAUCGUACUUCGCGGAAGAUUUGCCGAUGUUACCAGGUGAGGCUGGUACCAGGUUACUGAAAACUGUUAGAGUAGGGGAAAAAAUGCAAGUACCUGGGGAUGGUCGUCAUAGAAUCGAGUCCGUGCCAGGAAAACUAGCAGUGCAUACCCAGAAUGAGGAUGCUGGUUUGAGUAAUUACGGUAUUUUACAAAUGCAGUGGACCACAGGUGUACCGACGGUUAAAGAUCGUGUACACCCGCCACAACGUAUAGCACAACAUAGAACUCACAAGAUGAUACGCCCAGAUAGUAGUGACCUUGACCCUCAUGGUCUACCUCAUAGAAUGAGGCGGGGAAUUUCGGAGGAGGAGUUACACCUGCCAUAUUUAGACUCAGUAUCACCGCAUGUGGCCAAUCUGGAUUCGCGGGAUCAUUACGAGUGGGAAUUCCCCCUGCCGCCACCACCUGCUAAAGAGUCACGUACCGAGAUUCCGCAGAUAAGAAAAGAACAUGACACAUACUGUAAAUACUAUCACCUGGUGAAGAAGAAACUACAUUUAUAUACAUCUAAGUUAGGAUUUAUUCCUGCACUGAUAGCUGCAGAAUCAGCCAGACCAAAACCUAAGCAACAAAAAGAGCGAAUGCAACACCUACCCGAGCUGUUUGUGAAACGCAUUCGUGACGAGGAAGAACAGCCGACGUCUGGAAAGAAUGUCAAGAAAAACAGCUCACUUACUAAUACAGACUUUAUGUCAUCUGUGAUCUUUCCGCCAUUAAAACUACGGCAAUUAGUUAACAUUUACUGACAGGGUUUCUUCUUUUAGCAAAAAAUAUGAUGCAUUUUUAAUGUUAUUUUGAUAUAUAAUGUUCUUUUUGGGGUAAUUAGUACAAGUCAAGACCUAGUGGAAUAAAACUUUUAAAGGUUUUUUCUUCUUAGAAUUUGUGAUAUAUUUUAACUUUUUUACAUUGAUAUUUAUUUCUAUAAUAUAUAUGUAUACUCCUUUUUUAAUUUUUCUCUGUUGUCAAAAGUUUUGUUAUAACUAUUUUUCUUAUUUAAAACUUUGCCAAAGUGAAAGAUAUGUGUUAACAAGAAGAUUAAGUGAUAAAAUACAGUGAUAGUUCCGGACUCUUACAAGAUUUACCUCCCUUGCCAAAAGUGGCAGCCAUUUUUGGGGGGGGGGGGGGGGAGAAGGUGGGUCAAUAUGCUAUAUCAAAGAAGUAUGAAGAAAAGGAAUAAAAACAGCCAGCUUAAGGUGAUUAGUCAUAUUCUGAUAUACAUUUAAAAAGGAAAAUACUAUUAAACCACUUGUUUAAAAGAUUUUUAUAAGGUUGCAUGGAUAUGGUAGGAUCAUAGUUUAUAUUAAGCAUAUAAUAUAUUAGGAAUGACCCUCAAAAUGGCAGUCAGGGGAGGUUAUAAUUGCUAUAUGAAAAGCUUCCAUAGGAGGUGAUCAUGAGUUAAAUUCCAUUUUAUUUACAAAAGUUCCAAAUUCGAUGUUAAGUAAACCCAUGACUAAAAUUGGACAAGGUUUACCACUGACCUGUUGAAAACAAAACAGAAUUGAUUAACUUUUGUUGUUUCCUGUUCAAGGAUACAAAGGCUUGACAAUGACGAGGUUUAAACCCAUAAAGCCAGAAAUGCUUAGGUUACUUGGGCAGCUAUGUUAGCCACUAGCCCAUACUGCAACUUGAUAAACUUUAGUACGUCCAUUACUGUGGGUAAAGAAAAGUUGUUAUACCAUAGUUAACUCCCCUUAUAAUGAUAUUCAAGGCACCGCUAUAUUUAUAUCUUAAUAAAUUAUCCUGAUAUCUGAGGGUAGUUCAAUUUGAGUCGGUACUGCAGUUACAGCAUCAUUUUAAGCUGUAUCAUUAGUGGAGUUUUUAUUUCUCUGUCAAAAGACUAUUAAGAAGUUAUUAAGAAUUUUUUUGUGAAAAAUCUGAAGUUUCUGGGUUUUUUAAAAAAUAAGGAAAUCUGUUUUCUAGAUAUUUACACACUGUAUUGUGAACAUAAACUAAUUGCAAGGACAAUCUAUUUCUUUUCUUCUUUAAAAACAGUUUUAUUUUGAAGGUCAGUUUUAAAUUAUGAAUAUUAACAAAUUAUGCUAACAUGUUUUGAUAGAUUCACAUUAAAGUUAACAUUAUACUUU
Molecule: messenger RNA, 2540 nt
Organism: Ruditapes philippinarum (Manila clam)
Lineage: Eukaryota; Metazoa; Mollusca; Bivalvia; Venerida; Veneridae
Exons: 9
Coding region: 189-1202 (337 amino acids)
Source: RefSeq, a predicted model, not a curated record